AUGGCCCUCAGGUUUCCCGUCUAUCAGUAUAUAAUGGAGCUGACACAGGCACCAACUCCACAAGCGUUGAAGUGUUCGCUGACAUACUGCAACGUGCUGGCCCUCUGGCCCUGCCCCAGAGCAGCCCGACACCAGCUGACAGCUGCCCACGCCAGCCAGCGCCCGCUGGCCCUCCCCGAGGGUCAGGUGACCCCCCGCCCCAGGCCUCUGCAGUCCAGCCCCGUGGGCAGACCUGCGUCUGGGCAGACCUCUCCACCAGUGCUGCCGUGGACGCUGGCUUCUCCUUACUGGGGCACUGGGAAGGGCCUUUGCCCAGCGCGACGGUUGGUGGUCACUGACCGGGAAGACCGCUCUCUGCUGGACCCCUCUCUCCCGCCCGGAGUGCGGCUACACACUAAAGGGAGCCCGUCGGGUGUCAGAGGGGCCGUGACGCCCUGCCCGGGCGAGCGCCUCGCCCGCCCUCCCAGCACCCAGGCCGAGUCACAGAGGUCGGUCCCGGGCACCGCCCACGCGCCGACAAAGCCCGAGCGCUGA
Messenger RNA from Rangifer tarandus platyrhynchus (Svalbard reindeer), 534 nucleotides. Lineage: Eukaryota; Metazoa; Chordata; Mammalia; Artiodactyla; Cervidae. The record is from the annotation of a GenBank genome assembly.